This is a messenger RNA of Colletotrichum karsti, 1524 nucleotides long. RefSeq lists its product as uncharacterized. Lineage: Eukaryota; Fungi; Ascomycota; Sordariomycetes; Glomerellales; Glomerellaceae. The coding region runs from base 1 to 1524 and encodes 507 amino acids. Gene Ontology annotation, biological process: [2Fe-2S] cluster assembly. The record is from RefSeq and is a predicted model, not a curated record. Gene Ontology annotation, cellular component: nucleus; mitochondrion; cytosol. The transcript has 2 exons. Gene Ontology annotation, molecular function: cysteine desulfurase activity; pyridoxal phosphate binding.
AUGGCUAGUAUCACAUCUUCUGCCCUGAGGCAGGCUGGUCGCCUUUGCCGACACUCAACAGUUUCCGCCGCUCCUUCGCGAGGCAUUGCUUCGUUGGCCAGGGUAGCGGUCGCACCCACACAGAGAUUAUCUCAGCAGCGCAGAUAUGUUUCGGAAACGAAGCGUGAUAAUGCGCAGGUCAAUGUCGAGACCGCCAUCAAGCUCGACAAGAAGGACUUCAUCGAUGUCGUCCCUCAGUCGCCAGACUCACCAAACGUCAUGGUUAGCCCCAUGGCCGAGGUUUUGAAGCAGGUCACAACAAUGGAGGAGGGCCAACGGCCUAUUUACCUCGAUAUGCAGGCCACAACCCCCGUCGAUCCCCGCGUCCUCGAUGCCAUGCUCCCCUUCUACACAGGCAUCUACGGCAACCCCCACUCGAGGACACACGCCUACGGAUGGGAGAGUGAGGAAGCAGUCGAGACUGCAAGGUCACAUAUCGCCAAGCUCAUCGGCGCCGACCCCAAGGAGAUCAUCUUCACCAGCGGCGCCACUGAGAGCAACAACAUGAGCAUCAAGGGUGUCGCGAGAUUCUUCGGAAGAUCCGGCAAGAAGAAGCACAUCGUUACUACUCAGACCGAGCACAAGUGCGUUCUCGACAGCUGCAGGCAUCUUCAAGACGAGGGUUUUGAAGUCACAUAUCUUGCCGUCAAGAGCACUGGCUUGGUCGAUAUGGAUGAGCUUGCUGCUGCCAUUCGCCCCGACACGGCGAUUGUCAGUAUCAUGGCUGUGAACAACGAGAUUGGUGUCAUUCAGCCGCUUGAGGAGAUCGGAAAGCUUUGCCGGUCGAAGAAGACCUUUUUCCACACCGACGCCGCUCAAGCUGUCGGCAAGAUCCCUAUGGACGUCAAUGCCAUGAACAUUGACUUGAUGUCCAUUUCGUCUCACAAGAUCUACGGACCCAAGGGUAUCGGAGCCUGCUACGUCCGCCGUCGCCCCAGAGUUAGGCUUGACCCUAUCAUCAGUGGUGGUGGUCAGGAGCGAGGCUUGCGAAGCGGCACUCUCGCCCCGCCACUAGCUGCCGGUUUCGGCGAGGCGUGCCGUAUCGCAUACGAGGAGAUGGAGUACGACUCGAAGCGCAUCAAGUACCUGUCCGACCGGCUCCUCAACGGCCUCCUGUCGUUGGAGCACACUUCUCAGAACGGCGAUCCCAAGCACUUCUACCCGGGUUGCGUUAACGUAUCCUUUGCCUAUGUUGAGGGCGAGUCUCUCCUCAUGGCUCUGAAGGAUAUCGCUCUGUCCUCUGGUAGUGCUUGCACUUCCGCUUCUUUGGAGCCCAGCUACGUCCUUCGUGCCCUUGGCAACAGCGACGAGAGUGCCCACAGCAGUAUCAGAUUCGGCAUCGGUCGGUUCACGACCGAGCAGGAGAUCGAUUACGUGUUGAAGGCCGUCAAGGAGAGAGUGGACUUCUUGCGUGAGCUCAGCCCCCUUUGGGAGCUGGUCCAGGAGGGUGUCGAUCUGAACACCAUCCAAUGGAGCCAGCACUAA